Rangifer tarandus platyrhynchus (Svalbard reindeer) is the source of this 1689-nucleotide messenger RNA. The record is from the annotation of a GenBank genome assembly. NCBI's taxonomy places the organism in Eukaryota, Metazoa, Chordata, Mammalia, Artiodactyla, Cervidae.
AUGGCGUCUGCCUCCUCUGGCUCGUCGGCGGUAGGGUGUUCAUCUGCGGAUUCCGGCGUCCCUCCCUGCACCUCGGCCUCAGGUCUCCACUUUCUGUGCUGUGGGGUCAACCGUAAGAGAGCAUCUGGAAUCAAGAGACCCACGGCAUCUGAGGUGCCUUAUUCCUCUGGCAUGUCCAUGAAGAAAAUAGGUCACCGAGGUGUUGAUUCCUCAGGAGAGACAACAUAUAAAAAGACAACCUCAUCAGCCUUAAAAGGUGCCAUCCAGUUAGGCAUUACUCACACUGUGGGAAGCCUGAGUACCAAACCAGAGCGGGAUGUCCUCAUGCAAGACUUCUAUGUGGUGGAGAGUAUUUUCUUCCCAAGUGAAGGCAGCAACCUGACCCCUGCUCAUCACUACAAUGACUUUCGAUUCAAGACCUACGCACCUGUUGCCUUCCGAUACUUUCGGGAGUUAUUUGGUAUCCGGCCUGAUGAUUACUUGUACUCCCUCUGCAAUGAACCACUGAUUGAACUCUGCAACUCUGGGGCUAGUGGUUCCCUCUUCUAUGUGUCCAGUGAUGAUGAGUUCAUCAUAAAAACAGUCCAGCACAAAGAGGCGGAGUUUCUACAGAAGCUGCUUCCAGGAUACUACAUGAACCUCAACCAGAACCCUCGGACUUUGCUGCCUAAGUUCUAUGGACUGUACUGUGUGCAGGCAGGUGGUAAGAAUAUUCGAAUUGUCGUGAUGAACAAUCUCUUACCACGGUCAGUCAAGAUGCAUAUCAAGUAUGACCUCAAGGGCUCAACAUACAAAAGGCGAGCUUCCCAAAAAGAGCGAGAGAAACCUCUCCCUACCCUUAAAGAUCUGGACUUCUUACAAGACAUCCCUGAUGGGCUCUUUUUGGAUGCCGAUAUGUACAAUGCUCUAUGCAAGACCCUGCAGCGUGACUGUUUGGUGCUGCAGAGCUUCAAGAUAAUGGACUAUAGCCUCCUGGUGUCAAUCCAUAACAUAGAUCAUGCGCAGCGAGAGCCUUUAGGCAGUGAAGCGCAGUGUUCAGCUGAUACUCGCAGACCAGCCCCCCAAAAGGCUCUCUAUUCCACAGCCAUGGAAUCUAUCCAGGGCGAGGCUCGGCGAGGUGGCACCAUGGAGACCGAUGACCAUAUGGGUGGCAUCCCGGCCCGGAAUAGUAAAGGGGAAAGGCUGCUGCUUUAUAUUGGGAUCAUUGACAUUCUGCAGUCUUACAGGUUUGUUAAGAAGUUGGAGCAUUCUUGGAAAGCUCUGGUACAUGAUGGGGACACCGUAUCAGUGCAUCGCCCCAGCUUCUAUGCUGAACGGUUCCAGCGUUUCAUGUGCACUACAGUUUUUAAGAAGAUUCCCUUGAAGCCCUCUCCUUCCAAAAAGUUUCGGUCUGGCUCAUCUUUCUCUCGGCGAGCAGGCCCCAGCGGCAACUCCUGCGUAACUUACCAGCCAUCAGUCUCUGGGGAACACAAGGCACAAGUGACAACAAAGGCGGAAGUGGAGCCAGGCGUCCACUUGGGUCGUCCUGAUGUUUUACCUCAGACUCCACCUUUGGAGAAAAUCAGUGAGGUCUCGACUAUUCCUGACCCCUAUUUCUCACCUGUAGUUGGAGAGACUUUGCAAGCGCUAACUACAAGUUCAACCCUCUUGGAAAAACAUGAAGUUCCAGAGUCAGAGUUCGUCCAUUGA